Messenger RNA from Brachypodium distachyon (stiff brome), 1965 nucleotides. Its product is annotated as AT-hook motif nuclear-localized protein 26. The record is from RefSeq and is a predicted model, not a curated record. Gene Ontology annotation, molecular function: minor groove of adenine-thymine-rich DNA binding; DNA-binding transcription factor activity. The transcript has a single exon. NCBI's taxonomy places the organism in Eukaryota, Viridiplantae, Streptophyta, Magnoliopsida, Poales, Poaceae. Gene Ontology annotation, biological process: vegetative to reproductive phase transition of meristem. Gene Ontology annotation, cellular component: nucleus. The coding region runs from base 682 to 1620 and encodes 312 amino acids.
UCAAAGAAAGCUAAUACGUCCCAUAUUGUUAGACGGAGGGAGUAUAUGAAAAAAGUCAGAGGGAGAGAGAUGGCUAGAGAGAGAAAAUGCAGGAGGAAAUACUAAAGGAGUAGAUAGCUUUGUUAGAUGCCCUAGCUAGAAUCAGCUGAGAAGUUGGUGGUUGACAUGAGAAGUGCCUUGCUGUGUCUGGUUCCUCGUCUGCCUCUUCCAUUUUGUUUGUCUGGUGAGGGGUAGUAGCGGUGGUGGUGGUGUCCCUCUCCUCUUCCCCCUCACCUAUACUAUAUCAUUAUUCUAAUCAAAUGGUAAAGUGGACAGAGAGGGAAAGGGGAAGGAGCAGGGCGCCGUCUUCCUUUUCCCUCGCCUCAUCACAAGUCGCAACACACCGCAAACCAAGCAUGCAACCCAUAGCUUUCCUUGCUUAAUAAUUAGCCAAUUCUCGGGGGUCCUCCUCCUCCGGCCCCUUAUUUACUCCACCACCGGUCCUCCCUUUGCUUUCGUUGCCACUGUUCCAUCUCGUAGGUUUCGUCGUCCCUUGCCGCAUGAGAGCUAAAUUUGUGAGUAGAUAAGAUAGAGGCGGAAUAAAAAAGAUCUGGCAAGAAAAAGAUCGAAGGCGGAGAGUGAGGGGAAGAAAUUUAAGAAUAACCUAGCUGUAGUAGCAAGCUUGUUGGGAGAGCAGCUAGCAUGGAUCCGGUUACGGCAUCCAUACACGGUCACCAUCUUCCUCCACCGUUCAACACCCGCGACUUCCAUCACCAUCUCCAGCAGCAGCAGCUGCUGCAUCUCAAGACCGAGGACGACCAGGGCGGCGGCACUCCAGCUGCUGGGGCCUUGGGCGGCCGCGGCACCAAGCGCGACCACCACGACGACGACGAGAACAGCGGCAACCAUGGAGAUGGCGGUGGCGGUGAGCUCGCCCUGAUCCCCACUUGUGCUAAUUCAGGUGGUGGCGGAUCAGGCGAGAACGGGUCGCGGCGCCCGAGGGGCCGGCCUGCCGGGUCAAAGAACAAGCCAAAGCCGCCCAUCAUCAUCACGCGGGACAGCGCCAACACGCUCCGCACGCACGUCAUGGAGGUUGCCGGCGGGUGCGACAUCUCCGAGAGCAUCACGGCGUUCGCCCGCCGCAGGCAGCGCGGGGUGUGCGUGCUCAGCGGCGCGGGCACGGUGACCAACGUCACCCUGAGGCAGCCGGCCUCGCAGGGCGCCGUGGUGGCCUUGCACGGCCGCUUCGAGAUACUCUCCCUGUCUGGCUCCUUUUUGCCGCCUCCUGCGCCGCCGGAAGCCACGGGGCUGACGGUGUACCUGGCAGGCGGGCAGGGGCAGGUUGUGGGAGGCAGCGUUGUUGGCGCGCUCACCGCGGCUGGACCCGUGGUCAUCAUGGCGGCCUCCUUCGCCAACGCUGUCUACGAGCGACUCCCGUUGGAGGACGAAGAUCUGCUCGCGCAAGGGGGGGACAGCGGCGCCGGGAUGCUCCCUGGCGCAGGGGGGCAGAUGGAUCCCAACCUCUUCCAAGGGCUCCCACCCAACCUUCUAGGCAAUGUGCAGCUGCCGCCGCCGGAAGCAGCUGCUGGUGGCUAUGGAUGGAACCCUGGCGCGGCUGGUGGCCGACCGUCGCCCUUCUAAUUAAUCGGCGCGGCCAGCAGCAGGAGCUUAGAAAAAGUUAAGUGCUUUCAUUAGCUUUCUUCACUUCGAGUCGCUUCGUGGGAAUUAAUUAUGCAUAUCAUUUCGGAUCUAAGCUUGCUAACUACUACUAGCAUGCAUUAUGUCCGGCCGCGUCGAUCUGCAGGAUUAAUUUGUUUCUGAUAUGUAUCCAUCUCUCUGUCAUUUGCUUCGGUUAUUAUGUAGGACUUCUCCUAUAUGAUCUUGUGUCUCAUAGUAUAACUGAUCUUCCUGUUGACUUGAGAGGAUUAAAUUUGUACCUUAUAUUCAUGUUUCUUAAUUUCUCCUAUAUUCUGCACCGUAAUUUUA